AUGUUCCCUUAUCAGAGACGUGGAUUAGAAUUUGGUCUGAAAAUGCAUGGAAAAGUUUAUAUUGCAGAUGAAAUGGGUCUUGGAAAAUCAAUACAAGGAUUGGCAAUCGCACGUUAUUAUAAAAAAGAAUGGCCAUUAUUAAUUGUAUGCCCAGCUGCUGUAAGAUAUUCAUGGAGAGAUACAUUUUACAAUUUUCUGCCAGAUUUUGAUAAAUCAAAGAUUUUUUUAAUUGAAAAAAAUUCUGAUUUCAUUCCUAUGGACGGUGAUACAAAUAAUGUAAUUAUUCUAAGUUAUUCAAUGUUAAAGAAGGUAGAGACGGAGAUGGGAAAAAUAAAUGCAAAAGUAGUAAUUUUUGAUGAGGCACAUUCCUUGAAAUCUAGAACAGCAGUGAGAACUAAACAAGCGACAAAAAUUGCUAGAUCAUGUAAUAGAAUAAUUUUGCUUUCUGGUACCCCUGCAUUAUCAAAACCAGUUGAGUUGUAUAGUCAACUAUACAUUCUUAAUUCAUCAAUAACUCCAAAUUACUAUAAAUUUGCUUCACGCUACUGUAAUGGACAACAAGGACCAUUUGGUUAUGUUGCCAAUGGGAGUACUUAUCCUGAUGAAUUAAAAACUAUACUAAGCACAUUUUUUAUGAUUAGAAGAUAUAAAAAAGAUGUAAUGAAUGAUUUGCCUGAUAAAUUGAGACAAAUUGUUUACUUACGUGGUGAUUUUGUUGAUGAGGCAAUGGCGACUAUUGAAAAGGAAAAAAAAGAAUUAGAAGUAAUGCGGGAUAAAUUUGAAAAAAAUAUCAAUAAAGUUGGUUUUAAAGAAAAGAGGGCAAGUAUUUUGGAAUAUUUUGCAAAGACAGGUGUUUGUAAGUCUGUUGUUGCUGUUAAGUAUAUUAUGGACAAAUACUUUAACGAGGAUGUAGAAAAAAGAAAGAUUAUUGUUUUUGCUCAUCAUAGAAUUGUACUAGACAGCAUGGUAAAAGCAUGUGAAAAAAAAAAGAUUAAGUUUAUUAAAAUCGAUGGAUCUGUUACUGGACCACAAAGAGAUAAAGCUAUUAAAAACUUUCAGAACGAUGAAACGAUACUAGUUGCCAUUCUCAGUACGACUGCAGCAGGUGCUGGUGUGACGUUAACUGCUGCUUCGAUAGUAAUAUUUGCAGAACUUCAUUGGAAUCCAGGAUAUCUCCAACAAGCUGAAGACCGUGCUCAUAGAAUCGGUCAAAAAAAUUGUGUCCACAUCUAUUACUUGGUAUUUAAUGGAACCUGUGAUGAUUAUUUAUUUCAAGUGAUACAGGAUAAAAUGAAAGUUCUUGGUGAAUUAACAUUGAACAGUGAUGAUUUUAAAAGUAGUACAAAAAAAACUGAAUUUCUUAAUAGACAAAAACAUAUCAGCGAUUUCUUUUCUUAUAUGGUAGAAGAAGAAAAUAAACAAGAAAUGUUAGAUGGACCAGACGCCAAAAAGCAAAAGUUCUAA
This is a messenger RNA of Strongyloides ratti, 1464 nucleotides long. Its product is annotated as SWI/SNF-related matrix-associated actin-dependent regulator of chromatin subfamily A-like protein 1. NCBI's taxonomy places the organism in Eukaryota, Metazoa, Nematoda, Chromadorea, Rhabditida, Strongyloididae. Gene Ontology annotation, cellular component: nuclear replication fork. Gene Ontology annotation, biological process: replication fork processing; DNA repair. Bases 1 to 1464 code for a protein of 487 amino acids. The transcript has a single exon. Gene Ontology annotation, molecular function: ATP-dependent chromatin remodeler activity; ATP binding. The record is from RefSeq and is a predicted model, not a curated record.